AAGAAGAAAUUACUUCGAUCAGUGGUGGUGAAAAUGAUUAAACCAGUUCCAAUGAAUCGUGAAAGUUCAGCUAUGGCUGCAUAUGUACAAGAAGGCAAACUUAUUCCACGUCGUUGUGAAAUUGGUCUCACCUCUAAUGAAAUUCAAUCUUUCGAAGAUGUUGGUUAUGUCAUGAGUGGUAGUCG
Dentiscutata erythropus is the source of this 185-nucleotide messenger RNA. Lineage: Eukaryota; Fungi; Glomeromycota; Glomeromycetes; Diversisporales; Gigasporaceae. The record is from the annotation of a GenBank genome assembly.